Messenger RNA from Copidosoma floridanum, 897 nucleotides. It is a transcript of the gene Vps11, whose product is annotated as vacuolar protein sorting 11. The record is from RefSeq and is a predicted model, not a curated record. Lineage: Eukaryota; Metazoa; Arthropoda; Insecta; Hymenoptera; Encyrtidae. Gene Ontology annotation, cellular component: HOPS complex; endosome. Gene Ontology annotation, molecular function: protein-macromolecule adaptor activity; protein binding. Gene Ontology annotation, biological process: vesicle-mediated transport; organelle fusion; intracellular protein transport.
CGGCUCCUGCAUUAUGUUAAUGUGAAUAGCUCAUUGGUCAUUUAUAGUCCUGAGUAGAUCAUUUUUUACUUCUUCUCUAGUAAAUUAUUGAAUUUCUCUGAAGCAAUUUUUCGUUAAUUGAUUUUCAAUACCGUACCCAGUGAAUUUUUAAUGGAAUAAUUGAGCUUAUAACCUCACAUUGCAGCUUGCACUAUGACUUUUUUUGAAUGGCGUCGCUUCAAUUUUUUUGAUUUAGAAAAAGAGGUAGACUCUGGAAAAAUUGCUGAGGUCCUUGCAGGAGCCCAAGUUGUAGCAGCUACAAGUGGUAAUGGACUACUAGUUUUUGCUGAUAGUACAGGCAGUAUUCAUCUUGUAAACAGGCAUUUUAAUGUAGUCACGUUUAGAGCCUAUGAAGCUACUGUAACAGCUGCUCAGCAAGCACAAAAUUCAACAUUUCUGUUUACAAUUGGAGAGGAUGAUCCUGGAUGUAAUCCAACCAUCAAAGUUUGGAAUUUAGCUGUAAGAGACAAACAAGACUGUCCUCUGUGUGUUCGCAUUAGCAGAGCUAUACCCAGUUAUAAGGCAGUGCCUGUCAGUGCACUGUGCAUCCAUUCAAGCUUAACAUUAAUGGCUGUUGGUUUUGAGGAUGGAUCCGUCAUGCUUUAUAGAUUUAUAAUUUCCGUUGGAGAAAACUCAAUGACAAUUAAAUGUGUGGCUUGUCAUAUUCAAAUCGAACAUUUCAUUGGAGGUACAAAAAAAAUAUUGGAUACAGAAGAACUGGCAAAUCAGUUCUCCGAUUAUUUAAAAAAAAAUAUUGUGAUUAAUGAUUUGAUUAGCCCAAAAUGUAAUAAGGGAGACCGGGGUAAUCGUGGCCACCUAGGUAAACAGGCCACUGGAUAUAUUCAACCAUUUAAUUGA